Messenger RNA from Dicentrarchus labrax (European seabass), 6741 nucleotides. Its product is annotated as ras-related protein Rab-14. Gene Ontology annotation, biological process: defense response to bacterium; endocytic recycling; Golgi to endosome transport. NCBI's taxonomy places the organism in Eukaryota, Metazoa, Chordata, Actinopteri, Moronidae. Gene Ontology annotation, cellular component: Golgi apparatus; phagocytic vesicle; trans-Golgi network. Gene Ontology annotation, molecular function: GTP binding; GTPase activity. The transcript has 8 exons. The coding region runs from base 142 to 789 and encodes 215 amino acids. The record is from RefSeq and is a predicted model, not a curated record.
AGAAGAAGAAUCACGGAAGAGGGGAAAGGUUUCCUGACGGAUCACCGGGCUAACAGCUAACAGCUAACAGAGAUAACUUUCCGUCUGAAGAGCGAUUUAAUCCGGUUACAGUGACACACACAUCCGGACCGAAGCAUCAAGAUGACAGCCGCACCUUACAACUACUCCUACAUCUUCAAGUACAUCAUCAUCGGUGAUAUGGGAGUAGGGAAGUCAUGUUUGCUGCACCAGUUCACAGAGAAAAAAUUCAUGGCGGACUGUCCUCACACCAUCGGGGUGGAGUUUGGGACGAGGAUCAUGGAGGUCCACGGUCAGAAGGUGAAGCUGCAGAUCUGGGACACUGCCGGUCAGGAGCGUUUCAGGGCCGUCACCAGGUCCUAUUACAGAGGGGCCGCCGGGGCCCUCAUGGUGUAUGACAUCACCAGGAGAAGCACUUAUAAUCACCUGAGCAGCUGGUUGACAGACGCCAGGAACCUGACCAACCCAAACACAGUGAUCAUUCUGAUCGGUAACAAGGCCGAUCUGGAGGCUCAGAGAGACGUGACGUACGAGGAGGCCAAACAGUUUGCUGAAGAGAACGGUUUGCUGUUUCUAGAGGCCAGCGCUAAGACAGGGGAGAAUGUGGAAGAGGCCUUCCUGGAGGCGGCAAAGAGGAUUUACCAGAACAUCCAAGAUGGCAGUCUGGACCUGAAUGCUGCCGAGUCGGGAGUCCAGCACAAACCUUCUGCGCCGCAGGGAGGCCGUCUCAACGCCGACAGCCAGCCGCCCAAAGAAGGUUGCAGCUGCUAACCUCAGACAGAAACUACAGACCCAUCAAACGGACGGACGGACAGAGACAGAUACACGGAGGUCCCCCUCUCCACCGGGCACCGAUAUUCUUCUACCCAGAUUGUGUCACACAGGAUUUAUCUGGGUUACAUUUAACAUAGCAGCCCGACCACCUGUUGUCCAGACCUCAUUUCAGAACCCAAAACAAGAUUCAACCAAUCCUCCACACAAUAAAUCAGGACUCCAGAAUCCAGAACUAUCCACCUCUGGAUCAGUCUCACAUUUGGAUCAGUGUUGGACAAUAUGAAUCCCUCAGCAUUAAUCCCAACCACUCUUUGUCCACACCUGGAUCACACUGAGUCUCCUUCCAGCUCACUCACUAUGCCACAAUCCAGUCUCUCUUCAGCCCACUUUCAGGCACGCAUGGGCCAAACCAAGGCCAAUCUGGACUUUUCGAAGCCCAGAAUAUAACAGUGUUCCACCCAGCACCAAAAACCCCUUUUUUCCAGGAUUGGGCUCCCCUUCCGACUCUGGAACACUGUUCCAACUCAAGGACAGCGCCAAGGACCGAUCCAGAGCCUGUGCUUUAGCUGGACCAUACCUAGUCCAAAUUUAGACUGCCUUCAGCCCACAUCCAGACACGCUUGGUUCUAACCCAGAACCUGAUAUCUCUUUUCCCCUACACUGGACUAACACCCACCCGAGAACGCUCUUGGCCCGGCUCAAACAAGAGUUAAAAAUGGGACUACACUCAUCCAGGUUGAAGAUAUGAGGCUCAAAUUUGGACCAAACCAAAAAGGGCGUCGCCUUACCUCUAAAUCCAGAUAUUGCAAUGGACAGAUCCAGAGCCGAUUCUUCAGAUGGACCAUCUGGGGUCCAAGUCGAGCCUUCAGGUCACAUCCAGGCACAGUUGACCUCAAGGUACACUAAGCGGGAGGAUCUCCAGACAACCCUUUUCCUGGACUACCUUCCAGAGUCUGGAGCCCCAUUGGCUCACAGUGAAUCACGUGAAAUCCAAACUUGGUCCGUCCCUCAAAUUUGGACUCCCCUUGUCCAGCGAGACCAGUGAAGAUACAAGGUUCAAAUUCUGAAAUCCACAUCCUUGGCUCAAGUCGGACUGCUCUCGGUCCAAAUCGAGGACCACCGAAAUCUUAAAACCUCGACCUCGGGGUCAAAUUCAGCUAUAAUCUGAUCUGAUACAAAUCCAGUUCCUAACAUCCAGUUCUGACAUUCAUUCUUCGACGAACUUUAGGAUUUAUAUUCGUACUUAUGUCCUAUACGUGUGUGAUAGCCCAUCAAAAAUCAUAAAAUCUUACACAGAGCGACCGGGACACCUGGACUCGCCUCCUUCCUUCUUCACAGAAAAUAUUUCUUCCUCUGUUCGAGUUGAAGUUCCUCAUCUCACUUGUUCCUCAUCCGGGAGUUUCCCAACGACGCUCUCCAACAAAACUGGCUUCGAGCUGCCGGCCGGAGGAUUUGGUCCAUUAGAUCAAUGUGGACUUUGUCGCAUUUACACCAUGUGGGUAUUAUGGAUCAGAAGUAGUUGUUGAUGUGGACCAGAGAAACUGUUGUUGGAUUUUGGUUAAAGGGGUGCUCCACUGAUUUUAAAAAUAACUGAGUUUGUAAGACGGGGGCAUUCACGUCUACUGAAAGACGCUAUUGCUUUAUGGAAAUUGUCGGAUCCAGGGAUUUGGAUUUGAACCUGUAUUAGUUACUAAAAGUCAGGAUAUCUCGGCUUUUGCUGCUUCAGUUUUGAGUCUCUUGUAAGUAACUAAACAAUGUAGUUUGCAUGACAUUUUAAAUCGUUGGAGUUCCCCUUUAAUCCGAGUCGGAAGAAGGGGAAAAACAUCGGAAAAUGACGAAAGAAUAGAGUUAGUACACAUAAACCCACAUGUAAACACACAAGUUUAUACAUGAAAAGCAUUAAUACACAGGUUACAGGUCUUUAUACAGGGUUUCUGGCGGGGUUCAGCAGGUUCAACCUUUUUAAGAUCUUUAUGAAUCCGAUUAAAAACAAUUUUACUGGCAAACAAAAAGUAUGAACGAUAUGAAAUCAGCAUUGGUUCCAUGUUGGCUUUGUUUAGUAGUUGUUACAGCAUGAUCAAUACAAAAUCUCCCUAAAAAAACAUAUAGUAAAGUUAACUUCAGUAAUCGCAUACAUUUUUAAGACCUGUUAGUAAUAUAAAAGACAUUUUUUAAAGCCUAAAAUUCAGAUUAUUUGAUUUUAGACUUUUUAAGGUCCUGCAGAUACUUCUAUACGAAUCCAAGAUCAAAUUGUUCGUAAAGUAUCUGAGGACACUAAGAUCAAUUUAAAGGACCAGUGUGCAACAUUUUAGUGACAUCUAGUGGUGAAGUUGCAGAUUGCAACCAUUUGAAUACUACUCGCCUUCCAAACGUAGAGAAACACGGCGGACUCUAUUAUUAGGUAAUGAAAAGGUGAUUAUACACGAAUGAAAACAUAACUCUAGAUAUUAUAUUAAUGUUACACACUGGAGCUUUAAACUGAACAUUAUCUGGACCCGACCUUACCUGGGUCGUGGGUCAGGCCUCUGAACCGAGUGAACCCCCGACUCAAAUCCACCGUCACUGCGUCGGCACACUUUGCCUUUUUGAAAACAUUUUAACUAAAUAACUUUGUCCAAAGCGACUGAUUGAUUAUUGAUCACUCUGUGGAGAGGUAAAGCAACUGAUUGAUUGAUUGAUUGAUUGAUUGAUUAAUUAUUGAUCACUCUGUGGAGAGGUAAAGCGACUGAUUGAUGAAGGUCAUGAUGAAGAAAGAAAAUGACUUACCUGAACCAGAAUGUCACUACUGGUCCCCCCCCCAGUGGAUCACAAGUUCAGGAUAGAUUUUUAUUACAUUUUUCUUGUUAUUGUUGAUUUUAUUUUUUUUCUAACGUGUUUCCAAAUAUAUAUACAGUAUAUUUCCAAUGUCACAGCUCCCCCUAGUGGCCAUUUCUUCCUGGUUUAGUGCCGAUUGAGGGCAAGAAAAAUGGCACCAGUGGAAGCAACGCAGAUUCUUUUAAUUUAUUACUGCCUAUUUUUGUUUUGUUUGUUUGUUUUUCUUUUUAAUGUUAGGCCGAGAUUACACUUUACUUGAAUGUGUUACUCUGGUGUCUGGUUCAUUACUAAGCCCCGCCCCUUUUUGUUAUGUGCUCCAAUAACAGUUGAGCUAGCCUCGGCCCACGUCCUCCUGUCCUGUACUUAGAUAUGCUUUGUGCUAGGUUAAUCUUUUGUUGAAAGGCCACCACAUUUUGAAGAUGUUUAAAAGAUAAGAGACAUUUUAAAUGGUCACAUCUUAAGUCAGCUAAUGUUAGCAUAAGAUGGCUAACUAGCUAAUUAGCAAGGGUUGUGCUCUGUAGCCAAACAUAAGUUAACUAGUUAAAGAUUUAUGUAGAUUAACCAGCUAGUUAACUGUGGGUUUUGUCAGCAUCCUCAGGUACAGGAAAGGAGGAAGUUGACCGAAGCUAGCUCAACUUUUAUUGGACCACAGCAAAAAGGGGCGGGGCUUAAGAAGGCUCAGUUGUUGGGAAGGUGUCACACGUCUUACGUCCUCGUAGUUCACGUAGAAACUAAACUGAAUAUCGUUUAGCUCUGCGUUAGGAGACACAUUAUUACGCUCGAUAUCUUAAAGAAACAGAAACAUUUUGCCUUCCAAUCAAACGUCAGACUGUCUCCGGAGAUCCGGUCCAACUCAAAAUGUCCCCGAGCCUUGUUAUCCUGAAGUGCUUUAACAUUUCCUCCACUGUCACUGUUAAUCAUCAGCUAACAGUAAUUCAUGUGUGAGACCUCGGCGCUACAUGAACCAGUCGAACAGGAUCAGUCAGUAAAUUUAAUUCCUUAAGAAGCAUUCCAGCACAAAACAGGAAGACCGACAGUGUAAACUUUAUUUAAACAUAUUUAAAGUUGUAUUUACUGCGUUUGUGGUCACUAGAGGAGAAAGGAAAAAAAACCAAAACAAGCUAACGGAUGCGCACAAAGAAUAAAAUGUAAUAUUUCAUUUGAUUCAGUGUUUUAAAAGAAAUCAGUUAACGCAGAUAUUAUAUGAUUCUGCUCUUUCUCUGAUGGAUUAACGUCAGAUUUACACUAAAUCGAUCAGCUCGAGCUUCCUGUUGGUGUUCAGGGUCUCUCAAACAUUCAGUGAUACUUUCACUACCAAGAGGGAGAUUUUUAAAAACCCUGAGAAAUGUUUCCCCCUCGAGGUCCAGAUGAGUCUCAGAAGCAACAAAUGUCACCAAAAAACUGUUCGAGGAAUCAAAAUAUAAAUUACUACACAAGUGAUAAAAGUAGUGACGUAAAAAUGAAUCAGUCGGCAGUUUAAUCUUUUAUCUGCGUUAAAGUUUCUGUGUUUAUAAAACUGGGAGAGAGCAAAGUAAGAAAUAUAUGAAUAUCCAGUAAAAUGUAAAUGUUUGUGUUUCAGUGUGGAAAAAGUACAAUUCAGAAUUAUAAAAGUUCAAUAAUGAGAAAUUAAUUCACCAAUAAUCAUGAUUUAAAAUCAACCUUUAGUAUUUUUUGUUAAAGAUGAUGAUUUGAAUGUUUUAAUGUCAUAAAGUCUUAAUUUUACUGUCGUUCAUUGUAGUUUGUGAAGGCCUUGAUGUUUCUCAGUGACAUUUGUCUCCUCUGGGACUCCGUACUGUCGCUGUGGUUGUGUUUGACACCCCCCCCCCCGUCCUCUGUGAUACCGCGGUUCAGAUUCUGGUCUGGUGAGUCUCGCUCAGAUCCCGUGUACAUAUCCAGUCCGAGGACUCCUGGACCACGUUUACCUGCGUGUCCACAUCUGUCUGAACGGGGAGUGACCGCUGUGAUUUUACUCUUCGCUGUCCUCUGAUUGGUCGACAGCUAGCCGCCUUCUUCUACUGUGAUGCUUGAUUUCUGAAUGAAGCCCCUCCCUCACUGUAAAGCUCAAUACAUCGGACUCACAGUCUCUUCUUAAUAACCUGCACGCUGCGUUUGCUGGGGGUGGGAGAAGAAGUCAGUUUAAUUUCCUUGUUGAUGCUUGUGUGUUUUUAAAACUUUACUCUGGAAGAUUUUAACAAGUUUCCAGAAACCAAAGGGUCACAAAACGACUAAUUCCCAUAAAAACCUUCACGUUGUGACCGCCGCCUUAAGCUUCUCUCGCCAAAGGAAAGCAAAAUAUUCAAAAAGUGAUUAAAAAUGCGACAGGAGAGCGAGCAGUUGCCAUAACUGUAGGCGCCAAAAUCUGUCGGUUUAAUUAUUCAGUCCCUCCAGGAAGUUGCAAUUAACGCGAACUCAACCAAUCCUUGUGAAUUCUGAACGACUUUGACCAGUUACAGCAAAAACAUUGAGCCAGACGUCACACAUUUGUUAAAUUUUCACUUUUCCUCACAAUUAAAUUGCAGAAAAAAUCUAAAAAUAUCGUAACGUGCAGCUCAGUGUUUGAGUUUUAGGCCGCAACAAUCCCAAAACGUUGAUCCGUACGUCACCAUCAUACGUGUUUGUUGCAGUUCUCACAAACAAUUUUUCACUUUUUCACACAGUUUAAAUGCAAAAAAAAAUGCCUUAGAAAUAUCGCAGUUUUUUUUUAGAAGAUGCCAUAAAAUCUGGUAUUUUCAGCUGCAACAAUCUGCCGUAAACAUCGUGUGAAAUCCUGGAGGGACUGAGCGAUCAAUGACCUGGAACAUCUUCAAAUAGACUGAAAUUGUAGAAAACAGCUGUGCACUGAGGUUUUAAAUUAUUCACUAUGUUUGUAGCAUUUCAAACCCUGAUAGUGAUCGGCCAGACGGAGGCGCUGUAAUCAGUUCGACCCCCGCUCGCUGGCUGGAACAUGACUCUGUACAUUUAUUUUCUUUCUGUAACGUCUGUUGAUUUUCUGUCUGCUAAAGUAACAAACAUGCUUUUUAUGAUUCUUUGACUAUUUAUAUUCUAAAUCUGUGUUGAUUUUCUUCAGCUGUACGUUGUCAUUGUACGACCACAGGGAUUCAGUUCUUUGUAAAUAAAGUAUAUAUACUGUAUAUA